This is a messenger RNA of Symbiodinium necroappetens, 597 nucleotides long. The record is from the annotation of a GenBank genome assembly. Lineage: Eukaryota; Dinophyceae; Suessiales; Symbiodiniaceae.
AUGCUGAUCGAACGGCAGAACCAGAUCCUCGAGAUCGCCAAGCAGAGCGGCCGGGUCGGUGUCGAGGGGCUGGCCGCGCGCUUCGGCGUCUCCGCCCAGACCAUCCGCAAGGACCUCAACGAGCUGUGCGAGCGCGGCCUGCUCGACCGGGUGCACGGCGGCGCGAUCAUCGGCUCCACCGUGGAGAACGUCGGCUACGAGGCGCGCCGCCUGAUCGCGCGCGAGGCCAAGCAGGCGAUCGCCCAGGCCGCGGCGCGGCUGAUCCCCGACCAGGCUUCGAUCCUGAUCAACAUCGGGACGACCACGGAGGAGGUCGCCAAGGCGCUGCAGGAUCACAGCGGCAUCCUGGCGAUCACCAACAACAUCAACGUCGACUACGCGGUGAUCGGCGUCUCCGCCAUCGAGGCCAACGGCGACCUGAUGGACUACGACUACCGCGAGGUCAGCGUCGCCCGCACGAUCAUGGAGAACGCCCGCCAGGUGAUCCUGGUCGCCGACGCGACCAAGUUCGAGCGCACGGCGCCGGUGCGCAUUGCGCCGAUGGCGGCGGUCGACGUCUUCGUCACCGAUCACCUGCCGGACCCGGCCAUGCGCGCG